AUGAUGAUGAAUCAAAAAUCGAUAAUCUGGUCAUUGUAUUACGAAUUUGUAUAUUUGAAACAAACUAAACAAAAUUUCAUUCAAUUAUCGUUGGAAAUAAUUCGAAACAAACAUCAAAACAAACAUCAUUUGUUGAAUAUUGUAUUGUUUUCACUGUUAAAUUGUAUUUGUAAUCAUCAAACUGGCCAGAAAAUUUUAUUCGAACAUUUUAUUUUAUCGAAAAAAAAUGAUUUUGAUUUUAUUGAAAUGUUAUUCGAUCAUGAUUGUCAAACAAGUUUUAUACAAAAAGAAAUCAAUCUAUUGUUGGUCAAAAUAAUUACAUUAUCAUUUGAUCGCUUGGAAUUGCAACAAAUUUUUCAAACAAAAUUUCAAAAUUUAAAUUCGGAUUUACCAAAAAUUUUAUACGAAAUAAUCAAUUUGCAAUCAUCGAAACCGAAUGAAUUUUUCCAUCGUUAUGAUAUAUUUUCAUUACUUGAAAAUUUCCUUACGAAAUCAAAUAAUCGAUUGGAUAAUCAACAUUUAAAACAUUUAAUCAAAUUGAUUGAAUUGAUUUUAUCGUUUGGUAUCGAUCAAAAUAAAUCGGUAGAAAAUUUAAUCGAAUUAAUACGGGAAAAAUUAUUGAAACAACAGGAUUGUUUUGUUUAUUCAACAUUUUUAAUUUCAUUAUCAAAUUUCGAUCCAAAAUUCAUCCGUAUCGAAAAUAUCGAUUUAUAUCGUACAAAAUCUAUUCAUUUUCUUCACCGUUAUCUAACUGAAUUGUUGAAUAAAGAAGAUCGACCUAAAAAUGGAUCAUCAAUAGUGAACAAUAUUUUAUCGAAUGAAGAACAAAUUUUGCUGGAAAAUAUUUCCACAAAAAAAUCAUUACAAAACGAAUGUUUUCAACAAUUAACCCUUUUAAAACCUGUUGCGUUAAAUGAAUGCAAUCAAUUAGUGCCAUUAAUCGAAAUGAUUAUUAUUCAAAACAAUAUACCAAACAGUAGUAAAAAACAUCUAAAUCUUUUGUUAUCAUUUUUUGAAAAAUUAAUUUUUCAAAAAAAUCUCAUCAUCGCUGAUAAUGAUGCGCGCAUUGCGCAAAUCGAACAAAUUUAUUUGAAAAUUUAUUCAAAUUAUUCGAUGGCCAGAAAAUCGAUUCUACAAUCAAUCAAAGAUAUUUAUCGUAAACAAAAAAUUUAUAAAUUUUCAAAAUUUUUUCCCAUUUUAUUGAAUCAUUUGAAUGCCAUCGAUCAAGAUCAAGAUGAUGAUGAUAUUGUUGAUAUCAUCAUUGAAUUAAUUUACGAAAUAAUUUUUGAAGAUAAACAAAAUUCCGAAUUUGCCGGAUAUCUUAAUGGAUUUUUAUUUCAAGAAUAUUCAAUGUUGAUAAAUGAAACAAACAAUUUACAAUCAAAUUGUCGUUCAAUGUGUUUAUCAACACUUUUUAUGGCAAAUUAUUGUUUUCCCUCAAUUUUCAAUAUGGAUUUUCUUGGUGGUGAUAAAUUUUUUGAAAAAAUAUUUCAACAAUUUGAACAAUUUGAUCUAGAAUUUCGACAACAAUUUUUUGAAAAUUUA
Messenger RNA from Dermatophagoides pteronyssinus (European house dust mite), 1545 nucleotides. RefSeq lists its product as uncharacterized. The record is from RefSeq and is a predicted model, not a curated record. Lineage: Eukaryota; Metazoa; Arthropoda; Arachnida; Sarcoptiformes; Pyroglyphidae.